GCAGGCGCAGGGAAGGAUCCGUUUUGGCGGGCGGUUGGCGUUGCGCAGAAGGCGGUGGCGGUGGUGUCUUGUGGUCCGGCCUCACCACAGAGGAACAGGGAAGACAUUAGCGUGAGUGAUCGGUCUCGAUUCCGGGAACCGGUGGCCUUAGUCCUUCAGGUGGAACAGCGUGCGACAUGGGAAAGAAAACCAAGCGGACAGCUGACAGUUCUUCUUCAGAGGAUGAGGAGGAGUAUGUCGUGGAGAAGGUGCUAGACAGGCGUGUAGUUAAGGGGCAAGUGGAAUAUCUACUGAAGUGGAAAGGCUUUUCUGAGGAGCACAAUACUUGGGAACCCGAGAAAAAUUUGGAUUGCCCUGAGCUAAUUUCUGAGUUUAUGAAAAAGUAUAAGAAGAUGAAGGAGGGUGAAAAUAACAAACCCAGGGAGAAGUCAGAAAGUAACAAGAGGAAAUCGAAUUUCUCGAACAAUGCUGAUGAUAUCAAAUCCAAAAAAAAGAGAGAGCAGAGCAAUGAUAUCGCUCGGGGCUUUGAGAGAGGACUGGAACCAGAAAAGAUCAUUGGGGCGACAGAUUCCUGUGGCGAUUUAAUGUUCCUAAUGAAAUGGAAAGACACAGAUGAAGCAGACCUGGUUCUUGCAAAAGAAGCUAAUGUAAAAUGUCCACAGAUUGUGAUAGCAUUUUAUGAAGAGAGACUGACGUGGCACGCAUAUCCUGAAGAUGCGGAAAACAAAGAGAAAGAAACAGCAAAGAGCUAAAGGAGGGGGUGGUCUCUGUCAUUUCUCUUUGUAUAUAAUACAUUCACCUCCCUGCCUCCUCUCCCUUCUGCCCACCCCCUUCUAUCCUAAACACAUCCAUAAAAAAUGUGCUUAUCACUGUGCUCCACAGGAGAAAUGUUGGUAUUGGUUCUCUUGUAACAUAACUGAUGGUCUGAUUCAUGAUAAGUGUCUCUCUGUGAAGACCAGGCAUUUACAUACUGUGUAAUUCCCACAGUUUUUUCCUUUGCCCUGAUCUCUUCCUUCUGCUCCCCUGCGACCUCAAGAUGCGUUUUAACUUUUUAAUCACCUUAGAGUCUUGAUCUUUUCAGGGUUGGUUGCUUUUUAGAUUGGGGGAUUUUGUUAUAAUGAUGAUGAAUUUUGGUUUCUUGCUUUGGUUCUUAGAACAUGUUGAUGACCAGCUAGCUUUUGUUUUGAGAUGUUGGGAUAGAAAAGAUGUUCCCGUCUUUUUAAAAAGCCAAUAGCAACUGCCUACCUGUUGGGGCUUUCCCAACCUCAUUCAGCUCUACCCAGUAGAAUACAGGGUUCCUGGUGUGGUCGUCUGGGCCACCCUCUGUUGUUCAUCCCCACUCAUCCUCCCAGAAUAGCUCCAUUCCUUGGAGGACUUGAAAUGUUACACUCAGAUUUGUCAAGGCACUCUUAGCCCCAGGACUUUUGGCCUUGUUUCUUAGCAAUCCCUGAUUCUGAUUCUGCUUCUGCAAGGUGGUGUAGUCUGUCAUAAAAUGACAAGAUU
Odobenus rosmarus divergens (Pacific walrus) is the source of this 1503-nucleotide messenger RNA. It is a transcript of the gene CBX5, whose product is annotated as chromobox homolog 5. Gene Ontology annotation, molecular function: chromatin binding. The record is from RefSeq and is a predicted model, not a curated record. Gene Ontology annotation, cellular component: pericentric heterochromatin; nucleus. Lineage: Eukaryota; Metazoa; Chordata; Mammalia; Carnivora; Odobenidae. Gene Ontology annotation, biological process: negative regulation of transcription by RNA polymerase II; chromatin organization. The transcript is spliced from 5 exons. Bases 177 to 752 code for a protein of 191 amino acids.